AUGGCGCAGUCUCUCAGGGCCAGCAACGCUCCCAGCUUCUCGCCGAAGCUUCGUCGCUGCCCCAGUUUCAAGGAUGCGUCAGUACAUUUUCUCUCCCAUUCCGAGAAACCUACUCAUGAAAAAGCAGCGGACUUGAUUCAAGAUUUGUACCUCAAAGAAUUACGAGCGUAUAAACCCCCGCCACAGAAAGCCUCAGAUGCUGAGGGGCAGGUUCACAAAUUCACACCUCCCGCCGUGCCCAAGUCACCAGAAGAGACCAAUCUGGCAAGCGAGAUGAAGGAAUACGAGGAUCAAGUCGUGGAGAUCGAAGGACAAGCCGCGCCUGGCGAGACACAACCAGAAGAAGACUUUUUCGAGGACAUUGAGGAGGAGGAUGCACCAGCACACCAUUGA
This is a messenger RNA of Fonsecaea monophora, 393 nucleotides long. RefSeq lists its product as hypothetical. NCBI's taxonomy places the organism in Eukaryota, Fungi, Ascomycota, Eurotiomycetes, Chaetothyriales, Herpotrichiellaceae. Bases 1 to 393 code for a protein of 130 amino acids. The record is from RefSeq and is a predicted model, not a curated record. Gene Ontology annotation, biological process: proton motive force-driven ATP synthesis. The transcript has 2 exons.